ACUGAAACACCCCCCCAAAUCACACCAACUCCUCCUCUGUUCUCUCUCUCUCUACUGUCUCUCUCUCUCAUUAAACCCUUCACCAACUGCACCGAAUCUUCUGUAUCCUUCUUCUCUCACGUGUAUUCUAGAGAGAGAAAGAGUUGUAGAGUGAGAAACCUAUAGUUGAAUUGUGAAAAAACAGGGGAAUAGCCAUGCCUCCAAGUGAAGAUCUUGAAAGCAGGGGAGCCAAAAACAGGGGAGGCAGCUACACAUCGUCUUCUGUGAUUGAAGAUUCGGAGACCCAAUGGACUUCAUGGCUUGUGCCCAUGUUUGUCGUGGCCAACGUUGCUGUUUUUGUCGUUGCCAUGUAUAUUAAUAAUUGCCCCAAGGAGAAUUCUAGGGUUCAAGGCAAGUGUGUGGCGGGGUUUCUUGGGAGGUUCUCGUUUCAGCCUCUGAAGGAGAAUCCUCUGUUUGGCCCUUCUUCCAAGACAUUGGAAAAGUUGGGAGCUCUUGAGUGGAAAAAAGUCGUCAGUGAGCAUCAAGGAUGGAGGCUUGUCACUUGCAUCUGGUUACAUGCUGGUGUCAUUCAUCUGCUUGUAAACAUGUUGAGCUUGGUCUUGAUUGGUAUUCGACUCGAACAGCAAUUUGGUUUUGUGCGGAUAGGAGUAAUUUACCUGUUGUCAGGAUUUGGAGGGAGUGUUCUUUCAUCUCUAUUUAUUCAAAAUAGCAUCUCUGUUGGGGCUUCUGGUGCUCUUUUUGGGCUUUUGGGAGCAAUGCUUUCAGAGCUUAUUACAAACCGGUCAAUUUUUCUUAGCAUUUUUUUUCCUUUCCUUAUGCUAUGUUUGGUUCUUGGAAAAUUUAAAGGAAAAUGCGAGAGAAAGGAAAUAGAGAGGAAGAAUAGAAGU
Molecule: messenger RNA, 887 nt
Organism: Vitis riparia (riverbank grape)
Lineage: Eukaryota; Viridiplantae; Streptophyta; Magnoliopsida; Vitales; Vitaceae
Product: RHOMBOID-like protein 2
Exons: 3
Biological process (GO): proteolysis
Cellular component (GO): membrane
Molecular function (GO): serine-type endopeptidase activity
Source: RefSeq, a predicted model, not a curated record